AUGGCGACCUCCAAGGGCGACAGCAACAGCGAGUACCGGCAAUACCUGCCGGACUUGACCAUCCCGCGGUUCACGACCAUGGCGAAACAGGACGCCCACGUUUACGCCGCGGCGUUCAAGGAGUCCGGGAUCCCGCCCUGGCUGCACGCCCUGUACCUGCACUGGCUGGAACUGCUCAAGGAGCCGUUCAAGGGCGUGACCAACGACGGCACCGUGCGGCGGGACCUGUUCAAGAUCCAAGACGAGGGCGUGCCCAUCGACCGCAUCGUGGAGGCCACGCAGGCGCUCAUCCACCAGCUGACCCCUGCCCAGGUGGCCAGGGUGUCGUACCACAUCGACUCGCCCGAGUGGCGCACGUGGUCGAACCCGGAGUUCCUCCUCAGCGACAAGGGCGUGCGGCUGGACGAGCUGUCGCCGGCGGUGCGGGACGGUGUCAUGGCGGUGCUCCGCGCGACGCUCUCGCCCGAGGGCUACGACAAGGCCGUGGCGGCGAUGCGCAUCAACGGCUUCCUGGGCGAGCUGGUGCAGGGCACAGCCGUCAUGAACGAGUUCUCGUACAACUUUGUGCUGUUCGGCGAGCCCUCGACCACCAAGCCCUGGGGGUUCAGCUUCUACGGCCACCACCUGUGCCUGAACAUCUUCCUGUACCGCACGCAGAUGGUCGCGUCGCCGUGGUUCACGGGUGCCGAGCCCAACGUCAUCGACGACGGGCCCUACAAGGGUACGCGCAUCCUGCACGAGGAGGAACGCCUCGGUCUCCAGCUGAUGCAGUCGCUGUCACCCGAGCAGCAGCGCACCGCGCAGAUCUACAAGGAGAUGAAAGACCCGUCUAUGCCGGAGGGGCGGUGGAAUCACGACGACCAGCGCCACCUGUGCGGCGCGUACCGGGACAACCGCGUCGUGCCGUACGAGGGCGUGCCCGUCUCCUCACUGACACGCGACCAACAGAGUCUCGUCGACCAGAUCCUGACCCAAUACCUGCUGUACCUGCCCCAACCGGCCCGCUCGAUCCGCCUCGACCAGUACCGGGCGUUCUACCACGAGACCUACUUCUGCUGGAUCGGCGGCUUCGCCGACCCGGACCCGUUCUACUUCCGCCUCCAGAGCCCCGUCGUCCUCGUCGAGUUCGACCACCACAGCGGCGUCUUCCUGACGAACGGCGACCCGGCCAAGUUCCAUAUCCAUACUCUCCUCAGAACCCCGAAUGGUGGGGACUACGGGUUCGCGUUGCGCCCGUUGUGCGAGGCGUCGGUGAGGCAGGAGUUUGUGUGGAAGGGGGAUGACAAGUGA
Messenger RNA from Fonsecaea nubica, 1290 nucleotides. RefSeq lists its product as hypothetical. The transcript has a single exon. Bases 1 to 1290 code for a protein of 429 amino acids. Lineage: Eukaryota; Fungi; Ascomycota; Eurotiomycetes; Chaetothyriales; Herpotrichiellaceae. The record is from RefSeq and is a predicted model, not a curated record.